AUGGCAGCAUUAGUAGGAGGGGGUAACCCCCAGGAAGCAGCAGCACAGAAGCACUUAGCUCCUCUCUCUUAUCCAAUUGCUGCUGCUGAUGAUUGUGCUGCUGCUGCACUGCCGCUGCUGCAGCGAGAUCUGCUGCUGGAGUGCUGCAGCGGCAGCCGCAAGGGAGAGAUAUAUGCACUGCAGCAAGAUAAACCACUUGCUGCUGCUGCUGCUGUUGUUGUUGCUGCUGAUCCAGCUGCCCCUGGGACCCAUGUAGCAAGCAGGCAUGCUGACGGGGGGCAGCAGCAGGAACAGCAGCAACAACAGCAACAGCAGCAAGAACAGCAGCAACAGCAACAGCAACAGGAGGAAGAUUCUACCCAUCAAGGGCAUCCGGAAGACAUAAUAUGGUUGGAGGUGCGCGAAGACAGGCCAACGCCGUUGGCCGUGUCUUGUGCUGCUGCUGCAGCAAACUACUCAGCAGCAGCAGCAGCAGCAGCAGGUAGCUGUGGCCCUCGUGCCCAGCGGCUGCAGCUGCAGGGUGGUCCCCCUUUGCUGCUAGAGAUGGAGGGACCAGACAGCAGCAGCAACAACAGCAGCAGCAGCAACAACAGCAGCGGCAGCAGCAGGGAUUUGCUGCUUGAAUUUUUAGAGGUGUAUGGACUGCAGCAUUUAGCUGCCGCAGUGCGCAGCAAACUGCAGCAGCUGCUGCAGCAGCGCGGUUGCUGCUGCAGCAGGGGAAGGUUGCAGCAGCUGCUAGGCAGCAGACCGAGGGUUCAGGGUGUACGGGCAGCAGCAGCAGCAGCAGCAGCAGCAGCAGCAAAUGCUGCUGCCCCUUUUCAUGAAGCAGCAGGUGAAGCAGCAUCAGAUGCUGCAGCAGCAGGUGUAGCAGCAGAUGCAGCAGCAGGUGCAGCAGCGACAGCAGCUGCAUCCCCACUGGUAGCCCCUAGCGGCAACAGCAGCUGCAGCAACAACAGCAGCAGCAGCAACAACAGCAGCAACGACAACAGCAACAAUCAUAGAAACAACAGCAACAGCAACAGCAACAACAGCAGCAUCAAGGGCAGCAGCAGCAACAGCAGCAGCAACAGCAGCAUAAGCACCGUUGCAUGUAGCCGCAGCAGCUGCUGCGAGGGGGACACAGCUUCCGAAGGAACCCCAGACUCUCACUCAGCAGCAGCAGCAACAGCAGCAGUAGCAACACCAGCAGCAGCAACAGCAGCAGCAGAAACAGCAGCAGCAGCAACAGCAGCAGCAGCAGCAACCGCAGCAGCAGCAACCGCAGCAGCGGUAGAGAGUCCUUCGAGUUCAAACGAUAGCCUGUCAACAGCCACGGCGACACCGGCUGUUGUUGCUGCUGCUGCUGUCGACGGGACAGCAGCAGCAGCAGCAGCAGCAGCAGAAGCAACGGCAGCAGCAGCAGAAGCAGCAACAGAAGCAGCAGCAACAGAAGCAUGCCCGAGCGUUGCAGACAACAACAGCUCCUCCGCAGAUGACAGCAACAGUAGCAGCAGCAGCAGCAGCAGGAUCCCGAGCAGCAGCAGCAGCAGCAGCAGCAGCAGCCCUUCCUUUAGAAAAGAAGACAACAGCAGCAGAGACACUAACAGCAGCAGCGGCAGCACAACUGUUGCUGCUGCAUGUACACCAGAAACAACGACGAGUCCCCUAGACAGCCCCGCAGGUCGCACAGAGGAUACACCGCUGAGCAGCAGCAGCAGCAACAGCAGUAGCAGCAGCAGCAACAGUAGCAGCAGCAGCAGCAGUAGUAGUAGCUGUUGCAGCUGGUGCAUGGCUCAUCCAUUGGAGUGUCUGUACAGCUUAGGCCCAGAGACAUUCUUUACGCCAUACAGGAGACGAUCCCCGCAGCAGCAGCAGCAGCAGCAGCAGCAGCAUGUGAUGCUGCUGCAGCACCGCCGCCAGCGGUUGCUGCUGCAGCAGCAGCAGAUGCAGCAGCAGCAGCAGAAGCUGAAUCCUAUAUGGCAGCAGCGUCUCCCCUAUAAUCGUCUUCCUCUGUUGCUUCCUCCUCUAACAACAACAACCCCACCUACCACCACCACCAGCAGCAGCAGCAGCAGCAGCAAUUUGCAGCAGCAGCAAGUGUCUCCUGGUGACUGGAUGAGGUGGCUAGUUGCAUGCAAAGAUCUUCAUUUCUUUUUGCCGUCAGACAGCCGCAGCAGGAGGCUACUAAUAAUGCAUGCAGACACAAGAGACACAAUUGCUGCUGUAUCUUGGCCAGGAGUUAUUGUUGCUGCUGCUGCUGCUGCAGGAGGUGCUGCAGGUGCAGCAGCAACAGCAGCAGGAACAGCAGCAACAGCAAACCCUGCUGCUGCACAGCAGCCAGGUGUAUGUAUCUCACCGUCAAUGUCAACAUUUCCUGUUACUAGGCCGCCGCUGCUGCUGCCCAAGCAGCUGCUGCUGCUGCAGCAGCAACGUGCAGCAGCAGCAGCAGCAAACACUGCAGCAACACAUACAACACCUGCAGCAGCACCGCAGAGUUACAGCAGCAGCCGCAGCAGCGUCCCUAUGCCUCUGACGUUCUCAUUUGCAGCGCCAGGAGCAGCAGCAGGAACAGCAGCAACGGCAGCAGCAGCAGGAACAGCAACAACAGCAACAACAGCACCAGCAGGACCGUUUGGCCGCAGAGUUGGCAGCAGCGCCAUCCGCAGCGGCAGGAACAGCUGCAGAGAGACAAGCAGCCGCAGCAACACGAGGGCAACUUGCAGCAGCAAUAGCUGGUGCAAGAACAGCAGCAGCAGCAGCAGCAGCACUUUGUGGGGCGAGCAGCGAACACUCAAAUCUCCCGUCGCCAGUACACGGCAGGAGACCUGGAUGCAGGCAAACCGACAAAGCAUGCAGCAGCAGCAGCAGCAGCAGCAACCGCAGCAGCAACAACAGCAGCAGCUGCAGCAACAGCAGCUGCAGCAACAGCAGCAGCAGCAGCAGCAGCUAAAAUGUCAAGAUGCGGAUUUGUGGGGCGUCUUGACAUCUCGUUCAGCUGAUAGCAAACAGGAACCUCAGCAGCAGCAGCAGCAGCAGCAGCAGCAGCAGCAGCAGCAGCAACAGCAGCAACAGCAGCAACAGCAGCCGGAGCAACACCAGAAAGAGCAGGCUGUUGGUGCUGUAUCUGGUGCUUCUGAUUGCAACAGCAGCAGCAGCAGCAGCAGCAGCAGCAGCAAAUUGGAGAGUUCUGUAGAGUGUAACGGACCGUGCCCUUCUGCUGCGGCUCUGCCAGCAGCUGCUGCCGCUGCUGCUGCAGUAGCUGGUGCAGCAGCAGCAGCAGAUGAGAACAAUUGGAGCCUGAAGCAGACGGCGGACAGCCAAUUAUUGGAUCAAUCUCCUUUGCGCUGCAGCGCAGCAGCAGCAGCAGCAGCUGCUGCUGCUGCUGCAGAAGCAGCAGCAACAAUAAAUAACGAACAGAAUGGGGGCGCCGCAGCACCAGCAGCAGCGAACACAGCUGCUGCUGCUGCUGCCACGACAGCUGCAGCUGCAGCAGCAGCACAACAUGAUGGGAACAUUGGAGCAGCACACACGCAGGAGGAAGUAAACGCAGCAGCAGCAGCAGCUGCUGCUGCUGCUGCUCUCGAGGGAAUGUCCUUAGGAGGGGGAGAAGCACCUACUGUAGCAGCAGCUGCUGCCGCUGCUGCUGCACUAUCGUCGCCAGCAGCAGCAGCAGCAGCAGCAACUGCUGAGGCAGCCCAGCAAACAGAGAAGCUGCAGCUGGGAGUUAUUGAAGCCCAUACGUCCGCCGCAGCAACAGCAGCACCUGCAUGCGCUGCUCCUGCUGCUGCAGCGGAGCAGCAGCAGGGAUUGCCGAGUGCCGGCGAGCUGCAGCAGGCGCAGCAUGCGAACAUUCCUCCUCAGUUGCCAGCAGCAGCAACAGCAGCAGCAGCAUCAACAGUACCAGCGACCCCAACAACAAGUCCAGUAGGACAACAAGCAGCCGACCCUGCAGCAACGGCUGCGGUUCUUUCUGCAGCAGCAGCAGCUGCUGCUGCUGCUGCUGCAAAUGCAACAGAAGAGGCAGCAGAGUGUGCAGCAGGAACCGCAGCAGCAGCACCCGCUGCUGACUUCCUUGACUCGGAGCAGCAUGUUGGUGCCGCCGCAGCAGCAGCAGCUGCUGCUGCUGCUGCAGGCGUCUCCCCGAUGUCGAGCCCUUUGUCUCCGCUUCCUGCUGCAGUGGACAUUCGAGCAGCAGACGCAGCAGCAGACACAGCAGCAGAAACAGCAGCAGGAACAGCAGCAGAUCAUUCUUCCCUUGCUUCUUCCCUUGCUGCUGCUCCCUCCGAUUCCCCCCAUCCCCCUACUGUACUGUCUCUUGCUGCUGCUGCUGCAGCAGUCCCGCUGCAGCCUGAUUCUUUGGGUGCAGCUACUGCAGCAGCAACAGCAGCAGCAACAACAACAACAGCAACAACACCAGCAGCAGCAGAAACCCGUACGUGGGCCUCCGGUUUCUUUGCUUCUGCUUCUCCUGAGCGCCCUGUGCUUGACGCAGCAGCAGCGCCAUCCGAGGCAGCAGCAGCAACAGCAGCAACAGCAACAGCAGCAGGAGCAGCAGCACCAAGUACAGGAGAGGGUAGCCCUCCUGCAUCUUUUCUAUCAUCUGCUGCUGUUGCUGCAGGCGAAGGGAGGCUGCUGCAGCUCUCUCCUGAGCAACGCAAUGCGCAGCAGCAGCAACAGCAGCAGCAGCAGCAGCAACAGCCACAAAGGAGAUCGCUCACUAGGGCUUUCCCGCCAGGUCUGCUUACGAGCCGCGUGCUGCCGGAGCCGCUGCUUCAGCAGCAGCAGCAGCAGCAGCAGCAGCAGCAGCAGCAGCAUUCGUUCCGAACUGUGCAGAUGGCAGGGGAACUUGCUGGUGCAGCAGAUGCAGCAGCAGCAGCAGCAGCAACGAGCAGAAGCAGCAGAUUUCUCCACCACACCUACUCCAGGAGUGACAGUAGUUGGAGCAGCAGCAGCAGCAGCAGCAGCAACGGCAGCAGCAGCAGCAGCAGCAGCAGCAGCGGCAAGCAGCAACUGCGUUUGGCAUGCCUUGGUGUCCGCGAAUUAAGGCGGCGUCUGGGCGUGGACGGCAGCAGCGGCGGCAGCAGCAGCAGUAGCAGCAGCAGUAGCAGCAGCAGCAGCAGCAGCAGCAGCGACAGCAGCAGUGAUGAGGAGGGAUCGGGAGAGAGAGGAAGCAGCAAGAAGCCUUGGGCUAUGCGUCUGCAUCAGACACGUCUGCUGCUGCAGCAGGAGCAGCAGCAGCAGCAGCAGCAGCAGCAGCACGCUGCAUGCAUAUCUAUUCCUGGCUCUUUCCCGUCUUUUUAUAUUGCCUUUAUGAAUGGUGUUUAUCAGAUCCGUUUACUGCAGCAACCGCCGCCGCAGCAGCAGCAAGUGCAGCAGCAACCGCAGCAGCAGCAGCAGCGGGACAUAGUAGGUAGAUGUUGGAGUUCUCCUGCUGCAGCAUCAUCAGCAGCAGCAGCAUCUGCUGCUGCAGCUGCAUCUCGCAGCAGCAAUGGUCUAUCAGAAGUGAAUUAUGUUGUAACACAUAAGACCAAUGUAUUUAACAGCAGCAGCAGCAGCAGCAGCAGCAGCAGCAUAAUAAACAGUAUAAGUGGCACGGAGAGCAGCAGCAGCAGUUGUUGCAGCAGCAGCAGCGUAUUGCUGCAGGUACCAAUAUGGUCUCCUCUUCCUGGUCGUAGUGGUGAUAUAUUGCAUGCAGGCAGCAGCAAAUGGAGUAUAUGCAGGUUUGCUGCUGCAGCAGCAAACAGCCAAGGUUGCCGUGCAGCAAUGGAGGAUAGGGAGACAAUAUUGGAUAGUUUGCUGCUGGGAUCGUCGAUCCCACCGAUCCCGGGAUCGAUCCCCGGAUGGAUCCCGAGCCCGACACCCACGAUCCCAACAACGAUCCCCGUCUCCUUCUUUGGUGUAUAUGAUGGUCAUGGUGAUCGUGAAUUCUGCUGCAACACGAGCAGCAGCAGCAGCAACAACAUCAACAACAACAUCAGCAGCAACAACAACAACAACAACAGCAGCAACAACAGCAGCAUAAGCAGCAGCAAGAGGGAUAAAUAUUAUAAAUAUAAUUGGUAUAAUUAUAAUUAUAUUCAUAAUAAUUAUAAUUAUAUUCAUAAUAAUUGUAAUUACAGCAGCAGCAGCAGCAGCAGCAGCAGCAACAGCAGCAACAGCAGCAGCAAACAGCUUGUUAUUGCUGAACCAGAGAUACGUAGUGUAUUAAUAAAAGAAGAAGAAGAUGAAUUCUUACUUAUUGCAUGCGAUGGUCUCUUUGAUGUUAUGACGACACAAGAAGCUGUCUCUUUUGUACGUAAUAAGCUGCACCAGCUACAGCAGCAGCAGCAGCAGCAGCAACAGCAGCAACAGGAAUUACGGGGGAAAAAAGGAAUCCAACAAGGGUGCUGCAGCAGUAUCCUGCUGCAGCAAGCUGCUGCUGCACUUGUUGCAGAAGCAAUCGAUGUUAGACGCAGCAGAGAUAAUGUUACUUGUCUUCUUGUUGAUCUAAGACCACCUAUACACCAGCAGCAGCAGCAGCAGCAGCAGCAGCAGCAGCAACAGCAGCAGCAGAGAAGGCAGCAGCAGCAACAGCAGCAGAGAAGGCAACAGCAGCAACGACAAGAAAGGAUACAACAGGAUGAGCAAUCUAAGGGAAAAGAAGAGCAGCAGAAACAGCAGCAACAGCAACAGCAACAGCAACAGCAGCAGCAGCAGCAGCAGAUUAGACGGAGAACGCAGCAAUUCGAGGAAAAAUACAAGCAGCAGCAACAAGAAAAGAAACAGCAACAACUCCAGCAACUGCAGCAACUGCAGCAACAAAACCAACACCAACAGCAAGAAAAGAAACAACAGCAGGAGCAGCAACGCGAGGAGCAACAGCAACCGCAGCAGCAGCGUGAGGAGCAACAGCAGCAGCAACGCGAGGAGCAGCAACGGGAGGAGCAACAGCAACAGCGGCAGCAACUGGAAGUGCAACAGCAACAGCAGCAGCAACGGGAGGAGGAGGAGCAGCAGCAGCAACAGCAGCAACAACAACAAGAGCAGCAGCAAAUGGAGGUGCAGCAGCAGCAGGAGCAGCAGCAGCAUCAUGAAGAGGAACAGCAACAACAGCAGUAA
Molecule: messenger RNA, 7077 nt
Organism: Eimeria maxima
Lineage: Eukaryota; Apicomplexa; Conoidasida; Eucoccidiorida; Eimeriidae
Product: protein phosphatase 2C, putative
Exons: 4
Coding region: 1-7077 (2358 amino acids)
Molecular function (GO): cation binding
Source: RefSeq, a predicted model, not a curated record